GACCAACAGGAGAGUCUCUGCACGCAGUUGCAGCAGCUUCCAAAGACGGAAGACUUAUGGCCAUCCGUGAGAUUUCAUCGGAGGAUGCCUCAAAGUAUGAUGAUGGUGCAACGGUGCUUGUUUUGAAGGACACCUUUGGAAAGCUGCGCCAAGGAGGCACUUUCCUCAACAGCCUGGCUUCGGAGGUUGCUUACCAACGAAACUGUCGCGGAGUGGUGACUCGAUCGAGAGCUCCGUUCGCGCAGAUUCGCAGGGAACUGCCGUUUUCACAUCACGAGGAUAGCAUCCUGUUGAUGGAUGAGAACAUUUUACUUGGAGCCGACGGUAUUUUAGAUGAGGCGCCCAGCUACCUCCAGGAAGAUUGGUUUCACCAUUUCCCGGAGAUGCUGCGGCCUUCGCGCUUGUGCCUGAUCUUGGGUGGCACCGGAUCAAGAUCAGAUCUGCAUGCAGAUCCGCUCUCCUGGACAGGUUGGAACUGUUUGCUGCAAGGCUCAAAGGCUUGGAGAUUCUAUUGCCACGAACAUGAAAGGUCUGAGCCUUUCCAGAGCAGCCUGCGACCCUUCGGGAUCAAAUCCCAGGACUCGAAGGAAGUUGAGCUUUGCUCCAUCGGUAGCAGCUUUGUAUCUGAAGUGGACACUUUCGCGACAGGAGCGGUGCACAGGCCUUUCAGCCUGGGAGCAGAUUUGUCACGGUUCCCAAAGGUAUCUAAUGCAACACGACCCUUGGAAUAUUUGCAGAAAGCCGGUGAGACGCUGAUCUUUCCUGGACAUUGGUGGCAUCAAACCUAUCACUUGGGUGCGACGGUGGGCCUUGCCGGACAACUCCUAAACCGUCAGAAUCUGAGGCGUGUCAUGGGUCAUGUGAUUGACUGGUGCGGCCUGGAAGUUGAUGAAGGUAUCUGGCAAAAGUCACCUCAGGAGGUAAUAACAGAGGUGCUGGGAGAUGCCAUCGAUUCGAUGUGACCAAUGUGACCUGAUCGGCCAGUAGCAAGUUGGACAAGCCGAAGUCCUUAAACAGUUCCCGUGUUAUGCCGCCUGGGGUUCCUAGAGACGUCAACUCUAUGGCCCCCAAAGUGGAACUCGGAAUCGCACAUUGCUGCUACCAGAGUGCUCCCAGUGAAAAGCUCAGAACCAAAGCCAGUUUCUGAUGUGGUGGCGCACUUCGUCAAAUUGGUGAAUGAUGUGAACAUUUCAGAGAUCCCUUGCCCACUGACAUUCUUUUGAGCAAGGCACAGCGACAAAAGAUGGCUGGGCUUGAAAUUGCAGAUCCGCCGCUCCCAUUCCC
Molecule: messenger RNA, 1284 nt
Organism: Cladocopium goreaui
Lineage: Eukaryota; Dinophyceae; Suessiales; Symbiodiniaceae
Source: the annotation of a GenBank genome assembly